AGUAAACAAAACCACCGAUAGACUGCGGUAGAUAACUUACAUGAAUGAUGCACAUAAUUGAAUCCUUAAAUUAAAUAUAAACAUAAAAAUGUCAAGUGAAUCAAAAAAAAGUGCUGCGGAUAAAGAUAAAAGUAAGGUUAUGUCAUCUAAAGAAGAUAUUUAUGCUGGAUUUCAAGCAUUACGCUCUGAACAAAGAGCAUUAGCAAAUAAAUUAUCUGAAUUAGAAAUGGAUUUAAAUGAACAUAAAGUUGUAAUCGACACAUUAAAAUUAGUAAAUGAAGAUCGUAAAUGUUAUCGUAUGAUUGGAGGUAUUCUAUGUGAACGUACCGUUAAAGAUGUUAUGCCAAUCUUACAGACAAACAAAGAACAACUAACAAAAGUAAUUGAAGCGUUAAACGAACAACUUACAAAGAAAGGCGUUGAAUUAAAUGAAUACAAAGAGAAACAUAACAUUAAGAUACGUGGACAAGAUGACGAUCUAUCACAAAAAGAUAAAGAUUCUGGUACCGAUAAUAGUGGUUCGGGUAAUCAAGAUAAAACAUCUACACGUGGCAAUGUUUUAGUUGCCAAUUCAUAAAACUACAAUCUUCGACACAUACACACACAUAUGAUUACACACUUGUUUUUGUCUUGUUUACUUCUACCCAUUUCUAACACUUAAAUUUAUUUUUAAUUCUAAUUUGUUCAU
Chrysoperla carnea is the source of this 688-nucleotide messenger RNA. It is a transcript of the gene Pfdn2, whose product is annotated as prefoldin subunit 2. Bases 89 to 577 code for a protein of 162 amino acids. Gene Ontology annotation, molecular function: protein folding chaperone. Gene Ontology annotation, cellular component: cytoplasm; prefoldin complex. The transcript is spliced from 3 exons. Lineage: Eukaryota; Metazoa; Arthropoda; Insecta; Neuroptera; Chrysopidae. Gene Ontology annotation, biological process: protein folding. The record is from RefSeq and is a predicted model, not a curated record.